Molecule: messenger RNA, 732 nt
Organism: Ichthyophthirius multifiliis
Lineage: Eukaryota; Ciliophora; Oligohymenophorea; Hymenostomatida
Product: small-conductance calcium-activated potassium channel protein, putative
Exons: 6
Biological process (GO): potassium ion transport
Cellular component (GO): plasma membrane
Molecular function (GO): calmodulin binding; small conductance calcium-activated potassium channel activity
Source: RefSeq, a predicted model, not a curated record
AUGGAUGACUACUAUUUUAACACUUUGUAUGGUUCUGCUUAUUAUAAGGACUUUAAUGAUGACUUCUAUUUGAUAUAACCUUAUUAGUUGAUUUCGGCAGCUAUGGGAAUCUCUAUUUUUUAUUUUAGCUUUACUAUUAUGAUUUGUGAGGCUCCUUUGUCUAGAGCUGAUGAAAAUGGGGAAAUUACACCUAUUAAUUACUAUAAUUACUCAAAUUGUAUUUGGAAUAUUAUUGUUACUAUGACUACUGUGGGAUAUGGGGAUUUGUUCCCAAGAACCCCUUUGGGAAGAUUUUUUAUUGUUAUAGUUUGUAUUUGGGGUGUAUUUAUUGUUUCUAUGAUGGUAUUGACACUUACAGUUACUUUGGAUACUAGUUCUAUGGAAAAUAAAUCUAUUGUGGUUUUGUAAAGACUAAAGUUAAGGAAAGAAAUUUAAAUUGAACUUGAAUAAAAUUAGACUAACUAAAAUUGGAUAAGUGAAAAAUAAGAAAAUAUAAUAAAUUAAUUAGAUUUAACUAAACAUAAUGAUAUUCACAAUAAUACUUUUAAUAACAAUCAAGAAAGUAUUAUGGAAUGUAAAUAAAAAAUUGAAGAAAAUAAUGAAAGUUUAAUGGACAAUAAAAUCAAUACUACCAUAGAAAAUACAAAAAAUAAUGCCUUUUUAAUAAAAAAUGAUGAUAAGGUUUAUAGAAUAAUUAUAGACAGUAAAAUAGAUUCUUCUUUAAGUGCAUGA